AGUCUACCUUUUGGUAUUUCAAAGAUAACCUCAUACUUGCAUGUGGUCUGCACAGCAGCCUGAUCUUGAUUUGUCAUUGCUUCUCUAAUGGUCAAAAACUUUCUAAUUCUGGUGCUGCAAAAGAUAUUGUCCUCUAUCUUAGAGGAACCAUUCCAGCUUCCCUGUGUUAGUCAUGUUGAAAACUGCUCUUCUAACUUCAAUUUCUGGUUCUGUGGGACUGAAAUGAGCCAGUGAUUGAGAACAGUCUUAGGAGUUGUUGGGGGAAAGGGGGCUGUUAUGUAAUAAAGGCACUAAAACCUGGAUAGCUGGAGCUUCUGAACAUGAAGAUCUAUAGAAGUGCUUCUUUGAAUAAACAGUCUUAAAGUGUUUGUCGCCAGAUGAAGUAAACAUUGCGUUGAUAACACCACCCCCUAAAAACUGUUGCCUGCUCUGAUAAGGGAAAGUUGGGUUUGGGGUGGAGUGGUUGAUUUAGUUUUUCCCCUCCCAGUUUCUGAUUAGAGCUGAACAUGUUCCAGAAAGUCAAUGAAUACUAAUAAGUUGUACUUCUUUCUUUUCCCCCCUCAAAUAAUCCACUAUGUAAGAACUUGUAUGGCUUGCAAAACACUUGAACCACAAAAUGUUGAAUGGAAAUCUGUGGUGGUGAACACAUGUUAGUGUCAUACAAGUGGAGAUAAACUUGAUCCUUGAACAAGGUGAAGCUGUGGGCCUGGCCCAGUACCAUUUCCUUUGAGCUAAACUGUUCCCUUGAGCCUAUUGGUGUCUCCCGUGGCUUCUGUGUAGUGACAACUUUGGUGUUCUUUGCCAGGCACUAUUGAUAGCUUCCUGCCCAGGGUUUCUGCAGCAUCUCCUGGCAGGGGACCAAGCAGAUGGUUGCCCUUUUCCUUCCUACACUGCAGCUGCCACCGACAGCAACCUGUGUGGCUUCUGGGGCUGUUGCAGAGAUGGCUGGCUCUUCUGCAGCCCUUAGACAUCCUUUGGGGUUGCAGACCUUUUCAACUGGAGAGGCCUAGGUCUUUGUCUUACAGUUUGGUUGGUGUCACUUCUUGGGAUAUGGAAAUCACUUUUUCUGUCUUGCACAGAAAAUCCUUAUUGGGAGAGACGACUUCCAGGAGAUCGCUGGGGAAAGGGAGCAUUUCUGAGUGGCAGAACAUGCCCGCUUAGGGUGGGAAAUACGAGUGAGAUGGUUUUUUCUCUGUUGUUUCCUGAGAGAGAAAUGUUUAUGGGCAGUUUAAAGGGAUUUGGAGUUUUAGAUGUGAGAUGGCUUCAGAAAUGAUUUGUUUUGAGCUGCCUCUGUCAGCUGCCUGUCAAUAGCAUGUGCUGUAACACUGCCUUCUGUGCUGUUAGCAAGGAAAAAGGCAACCAAAAGUCAGCAAAGGAGCAGUUACACAACUCACCACCAGUUCAUCAGAAUUUUAUAUUUGGACAAAUUAGUCCCCCACAGACUGCUGUCCCAUUUGAAUUUAUAAAGUAUAUGGAAGAAGAUGGAAAAGAUGCUGUUUUUCAAGUCUAUGACUUUAAAAUACUCAUGGCUGCAAUACUGUAGAUAUGACUCUUCUGCAUAGCAGACUGGUUACUCAUAGCUGCAGUGCUGUAGAUAUGACUCUUCUGCAUAGCAAAUGCAUUUUAGACGAGUGCUAAACCUAGGCAGUCUGGCAUUAACCAAAAGGUUAGUGAAAUACUGAUAAUCAGUAACAACCCUCAUUCUCCAUGAUGGGGUAUUAUGAUUCCAAUAUAAUAAAAAGAGCUGUGCAUGUGCUGAUUUCUGGUUUUAGCAGACCAGUUUUGUGAAGUGAGUGUACUUAGCCAAGUUGAACUCUAAAUAUAGACUGAAAGGGGCAGUCUGUUUCAUAGCUAUCUUUAUGGGUACUGCAGAACUUGACAGGUUCCUACAGGACUAAAAGUACAGAAAGGAACUACAGAACAAGUUUUCUUCACAUGAUUUUCAGUGGCUGAUUUUUUCCAUGCUGGCACAUUACCUGAAUGUAAUUAUGUUGUAAGUAGUAUUUCAUUCUCCUGUUUUGUAACCUUUUAGAUUUUACUUCCUUUUUUUUUUUCUGUGAAGAUUUUUUAGUGUGUUCUCAUUCUAUGAUUUUAUUUUUUUUUUUUACCACAAUGACUUAGGAAGAAAUUUAAAAGUCGCAUUGGGGAAAAAACCUUUAGGAAAUGAAAUGUUGCAAGUACAAGAUAAAGUGAAUCCAAAGGUCCCAAUAUUUAGAUUGGUUUGUUGAGAAAAUAAUCAAUACUUUAUCCAGUGACACUGAUGUUUGUAUUCUUUCUUCUUUGGUAUUUCAAUGGAAUCAAGCAAAUGUAAUACAAACUUUUUUGAAUUAAUAAUGGUAAUCUUCAUUGUGUUUACAUGUGCAAGUACUUAAAUAAUUAGUGAUGAGUGCAGAAACAUGUAAUUCUUAAUACUGAUGAAUCAAAGGUACUCACAUUUAUUACAGCUCAAGUUGUUAAGAAGAGUCUUCCCUGAAGUUGCCGGGAGGUAUUAAUCGAAAUAGAAAAACAACUGCUCUUCAAAACCUAAAAAUAACCAAAAGCCUUUGUGCAUGAAGUGAUAACUUUUAGCACACCGUUCAAACACAGGGCUUCAUAAUGAUUGCAUUGGCUGAGGAUGUGCAUGUGGGGAGACAGCAGAGCCAGCUCUGGUGGGGAUGUGGCUCACAGGCUGCUGCUUGGUGCCACGUCAUGUUCUAGAGGAAGGAUAGUGGGCACAGCCAUCUGUCCUGAAGUUACUGCUGCACACCUGAAAAUUGUGCACUAGAGACAAUGGAGAGACCUUCCUUGGAAUUUAACCUGCCUGAUAAUCAUGAAGAAGGAAAACUCUAUGUAGUUGAUUCCCUAAACAACCUAAACAAGCUAAAUGUUUGUCCAGCUGAAUCCCAACCUUCACUAGAUGAGGAAGAGAACACUGGUGGUACUGAAGAAAGUAUGGCUGGGAACAACACAAGAAACCAGUGCUUGUUCUUCAUCACCUUUAUUCUUACUCUGACCAUCAGUUUGGCACUUGUUUCAUUUGUAAUAUUCUUAAUAUUUCAAACUAGAAAUGAGGUGGACCAAAUAUCAAGAAGACUACUGUCUGAAAAGAAAAACAUAGAAGAGCUGAAGAAAUUUAACAAUAUUAUAUUAAAGCAUCUGAAUCGAUCCAGAAUUAUGGAAAAGCCUUCUGAUCUUCAUUAUUACUUCUUUACCCAUGCUGAGCUCAAAGUCCCUGGCGAAUAGAUCUUCUUCAGAAAGAAAUUCAGCAUAUUCAUAACUCAGAUAUUUUCACAUAUGGCACACAGAUUGCUGAAACAUGGUUGCUGAAACAUUGCUGGAAAAGCCAGCUGAAUGAAAAAUAUUAGCAAAUAGUAUUUUAUCCUGUUUUAUGUGGACAUAAAUUUGCAAUACUAAGCCCAUAUGAUUCAUGAUAAACAAUGGAUUGUCAGUUUGGGACAAGACUUCCAGAUUCCCUGUGCAUAGGAAAUCUCAGGGGUAAGGGCCUAGUUUUACCUUAAAUGUAAGUGAAUGAUCACAGAAAAUCACGAGUUCUAUUCACAUGAUUCCGGCAUGACCUUGUUCACAUAAUCAUUCUUCUGUUACCUUUGUACAAGCUUUCUGUUUAUUUCUAUUACUAUUUGUAUUUGAUAACUUCAAAUUUCAUAACUUAUAAAUAAGUCCAUUUCUGGUUUAAAGUUUUGUGGUUUUCUCUUCUGUGCAUCUAAACAUACGGAUAUAUUACUCUUCUCAUGAAAAGAAAAACCAACACAAAAGCAAAAGGAAACAACAAACCAACCAACCAACCAAAAAAAACCCCUCAAACUUGAAUAACAACAAACCCUUUCAUAAGAUGCCAUAAUCAGCCCAGAUUUUUAUUGACAGAGUGAGUGGCCUAUUGCCUUAUAUGGAAAAUGUGUUUAGAGGACUCAGUCUAGAAAUGUCACAGCAUCAUCUCAGCCGCUCUGUCUCAUAGCAAUGCCAAUACACUGUGCUCAC
Molecule: messenger RNA, 3975 nt
Organism: Cinclus cinclus
Lineage: Eukaryota; Metazoa; Chordata; Aves; Passeriformes; Cinclidae
Gene: LSMEM1
Product: leucine rich single-pass membrane protein 1
Exons: 4
Coding region: 2770-3222 (150 amino acids)
Source: RefSeq, a predicted model, not a curated record